Molecule: messenger RNA, 3300 nt
Organism: Nomascus leucogenys (northern white-cheeked gibbon)
Lineage: Eukaryota; Metazoa; Chordata; Mammalia; Primates; Hylobatidae
Gene: FBXO43
Product: F-box protein 43
Biological process (GO): negative regulation of meiotic nuclear division; regulation of mitotic nuclear division
Cellular component (GO): nucleus
Molecular function (GO): zinc ion binding; protein binding
Source: RefSeq, a predicted model, not a curated record
CGGCGCGGGGCGGGGCUGCGCGUAGCGGUUACUCCGGGCGGGCCGUUCAAACCCAAGGAGGUAAAGGCAGCGGCCCCACGCGAAGCUGGCGUGGGGGUUGCCAUAGCCCGCAUCCCAGGGGGCGAGGCCGAGGCUCCUCCCCGGCGCAUCCAGCGGCUGCUGCCCGGCUCCCCUCCUACCUGUCUGCUUCGGCGCCUUGCCCGGCCCCUCGGCCUCCAGGGCAGGCGGCGGGGGACCCCAGGCGAGUGCCCGUUAGCGGGUCUCCAGGCGGCCCGGCCCCGCGUCCCACUGUGUCUUCCAGGUGCUGGGCCUAGGGAGGCGCGCGGCAGCCCUCACUCCUCCGCUCCCGGUGACGCCAGCCCAUCCCCUGCUGCCCUUGGCUUUCUGAGCCUAGCGGAUCUUUGACGCCUUGGUGAGACCGUUACCCACCCGCCCGCCAUAGCUCCUCGCAGGAGUCAGUGCCAGGCCCCAGCACACACUGCCUUUUCAGGAACCCGAAUUUGGGGAGUUUACUCAUGUCUAAGUCCAGCUGGAGAAAACAAGGAUAUUAAGAUAGCUAUUUUCUGAAGGGCUGAAGGAAAUUCAAAAUGAUUUAGACCUUCUCAAGUGUUAGGAAUAAUCCCUGCGGCAUGCACCCUGUGUACCUUUCGACUUUGAGCAAUCACGAUGCUGCUGCACUUUUCAAUUAAUUGUGCAAACGAAAGUUUUCCUCUUUAAGUGGCAUUAUUUUGGCAUGAAUUUUAAAGACAAAGAUGAGAGAAUUUCUUGUUUGGAAGCCUACGUAACUUUGACAUCUAAGAGCUCAAGAUUUUACUGAUGAAACAGAGAUUUUGAAGAUGUCACAAAGGCACUCAGGUCAAGCUGGCACUGAAGCAGGAAAUGGGGUGGACUCUCCUCCAAUUGUCAACUCCAAGUACUCCACAUUCAGAGAUUUUUGUUCCACGUCUUCAUUUCAAGAUAGUGGCUACAAUGAGUUAAAAUCUUGUAGCUUUGAUAAUAUAGAUAAAGAAUAUCUUGGAAAGAAAGAAAAAGGCCCAACAUUACUCUAUGAGCACCCUGAAACUUCAGGCCUGGGCUUAACACAUCCUUUAGAGUCUCCCACUCAAAAAAAGAAAUGUAUCUUGCCUAGGAAGGAAAAGGAUAAAACCCCAGAACUUUGUGAAACACCUAAAAUCAGAGGGAAAAAAUGUUUACCUCGCAGAAGUUUGAAUGUAUCUUUUGCUCUUCUAAAGGGGGACUUUGAAUCACAAAAUAGUUCUUUAGAAAGUAGUAUAAGCCAAGUUAUCAACUUAGAAAAAAAUAUUCCAAGCAGUGCUUCAGGUUUUUCCAGGGCAAAUAAUUUUAGCCCUUUAGUUACUAGCACUUUAAAAACAGAAGAAGUGACUUCAUGCAGUCAAAAAUUGAGGCUUAAUUUUUCUCAGCAAAAGACUUCGACAAUUGAUGAUUCCAAAGAUGAUUGUAGCCUAUUUGAAGUUGAAUGUAUAUCUCCAAUUCAGGGCAAUAAUUUUAAAGACUCUAUCACACAUGACUUUAGUGAUAGCAGUUUAUGCAUUAAUGAUGAGAAUGCAUGUCCAGAGCUCCUGGGCUCCUCUGUUAGUGGAACAACUUGUGGAACAGACGAGGACAUAUUUGUGACUCCGAUAAGUAAUCUUGUGGCAAACAUUAGAUUUAAUGCAAGUCAAAUUUCUCCUUCACCUGAAGUGAGAGGCAAUAUUUCAACGCCUGAAGACAGUGGUUUUAACUCACUUAGCUUGGAGAAAUCAGAAGAUUCCCUCUCUGACCAGGAGGGUUCUUUUCAAGAACUACUGCAGAAACAUAAGGGGACUCCCAAAGUUGGGGACACCAUAAGAAAGACAAGACAUCUUGGAAGGUCGAGAAGACUGUCCACCCUUCGGGAGCAAAGCUCGCAGUCAGAGACGGAAGAGGAAAAGCAGAUUGUCCACCCUGACUCUGAAAAAAGAGCAGCAGCUGCUUCUGCCAUCUCAGAGGGUCAGCUGAGUAGUGAUGAGAGUGGGGAUUUGACCUUUAGCUUAAAGAAUUUAUCAAAGACUCCAGCCUUGCAAUUGGUACAUGAGCUGUUCAUGAAAAGCAAGAGGAAAAGAUUCCAGGAAAAUAGUGGACAUGAAUUCUUAGAGCAAGGGGAUGGGGAGAAAAUAGCUGUACUGCAGUGUAUACUUGCAGGACUGAUUGGCAAGAAAAUGGGUAUAGAAAAACUGGACAUCUUAACAGAAUUAAAAUAUAGAAAUUUAAAGCAUAUUCUUGCUAUGGUUUUAGAUUCCUUGACUGCAGAGAGCCUAUGCAGUGUUUGGAAAGUAAGCAGAAAUUGGCGUGAAAUUGUUGUUCAAGAUAAAAAUGCAAAUUGGAGGAGGAAAUUUUAUAUCGCACAACUGAAAACAGAUUCUGAGGGGGCUGUAUUAAAUGUCGAGGAUGCUGCCACUCGGCUCCAGCUUUUAAAUCGCUCAGCUUUAAGAUCUGUGCAGGCACAGGCUAGGAUACCUGGUUCUCAGAGAGAGCAAGGGUCAACAUUAUCUCCCUGGGGAGAAGUUUUGACACCUCUAGCAAGCUCUUCUGUUACUCACUUAAGUAGUAAACAGGAAGAAUAUGUUAAGGUUGCCAAAACACUUUUUACUGAUGAAGCAUUAAAACCUUGCCCAAGGUGCCAGUCCCCUGCUAAGUACCAGCCAUAUAAGAAAAGGGGACUGUGUAGCCGCACAGCCUGUGGUUUUGACUUUUGUGUGUUAUGUUUGUGUGCUUAUCAUGGGUCUGAAGAAUGUAGUAGAGGAGGAGCAAAGCCAAGAAAUAGAAAAGAUGCUCUCCCAGGAAGUGCCCAGAGUAAGCGGAAUUUAAAACGCCUCUGAAGAGACUAAAUAUAGAAGAACUCCCCCAUGCAGUUUUCUAUUUAUCUGACUUAAAAUUAUGAAUAUUUUGAAUACAUGCAAAUCUUCCCAUUAAUGACAGGUGAUGAUUAAUUUCCUAUUUUGUAUAUAUUAUAAUCCAUUUCAUUGUAUGUUUUCUUUAAAGUUAGUUUUGAAAAAAUUUUAUUUUACUUUGUCAUUUUACCCAUUUUAAUAACUUGGUAUUUUAAAUAAAGAAUUUUCAUUGUUGUUAUAUGUAUGUAUUUUAUUGUUUUAUAUAACAUUUUAAAUUUGUGCAUUUCAUUACUCUUGAAAUGUUCUUCAUUUUUUAAAAAAUAGUUUUUCAAAUAAUAUUAAAGAUUUUGAACUCUAGACAGAUGGCCUUAUAGAUUUGGAAAAUGAGUACUUGACUGAAAUGAAAUAUAAAUAAAAUAUUUUCAGAAGU